AUGGCGAUCGCACGUCCGAUUCGCAUGUUAGGCGCUGCUUGCGUUUUACUAACUCUAUUUCUUAUUUUCAAUCUACAUCAGUCCUCUGACCAACCUUCUUCCAAAUUGGUCAAUGGCAUGACCCGGGAUCCCCUUCUAGACCCCACGGGUGAACCGGAAGGGGUCUUAUGGCGAGCCGAUGAGCAUGAUUAUUCUCCCGAUAGCCAAAACUCGGCGCGCACCAAUGCCGCCCUGAUCACCCUGGUGCGCAAUGAGGAACUUCACGACCUCCUCAAGACCAUGCACGAUCUCGAGCGCACCUGGAACAACAAGUUUAACUAUCCCUAUAUCUUCUUCAACGAUGUUCCUUUCUCCGAGGAAUUCAAGGAGAAGACCAAGGCCGCCACCAAAGCCCAUGUCCAAUAUGAAUUGGUACCUAGGGAGCACUGGGAGGUUCCUAGCUGGAUCAACAUGGAUCUCUUCCGCGAAUCCGCCCAGCUGCUCGAAGAGCAAAACAUCCAGUACGCGUCGAAGAUUUCCUACCACCAGAUGUGUCGCUGGAACAGCGGCAUGUUCUACAAGCACCCGGCCCUCGAGAAAUACCGCUACUACUGGCGCAUCGAGCCCAAGGUCCAGUUCUUCUGCGAUGUUGACUAUGACGUCUUCCGAUACAUGGAGGACCGCAACAAAACCUAUGGGUUCACCAUCAACCUCUAUGACGCACCCCAGACUAUCGCGACUCUCUGGCCCCAGACCAAGAAGUUCCUGGCGGCCAACCCGUCUUAUCUAAACGAAAACAACAUGAUGGAUUGGAUCACUGAUGACCAGGCCCGCCCCGAGCACAAUGAGAAAGCGAACGGCUACUCGACCUGUCACUUCUGGUCCAACUUCGAGAUUGGUGACUUAGAUUUCUUCCGUGGUGAGAAGUACGAGGCCUACUUCCAGCACCUCGACCGCGCAGGUGGCUUCUUUUACGAGCGCUGGGGUGAUGCGCCCGUCCACUCGCUUGGUAUCGGUCUGUUCGCCGACUCGAACAAUGUACACUGGUUCCGUGAUAUCGGAUACAACCAUAUCCCCUACUACAACUGCCCCAAUUCGCCCAAGUGCUCCGGAUGCAAAGCCGGCCAGUUCUUCGGGGGCGCCGACUGGCUGUCCAAGGAAGACUGCCGUCCGUCCUACUUCAAGCACGUUGGAACACACUAA
This is a messenger RNA of Penicillium odoratum, 1182 nucleotides long. RefSeq names its product glycosyltransferase family 15 protein. Lineage: Eukaryota; Fungi; Ascomycota; Eurotiomycetes; Eurotiales; Aspergillaceae. Gene Ontology annotation, molecular function: alpha-1,2-mannosyltransferase activity. The record is from RefSeq and is a predicted model, not a curated record. Gene Ontology annotation, cellular component: membrane; Golgi apparatus. The transcript is spliced from 4 exons. Gene Ontology annotation, biological process: protein N-linked glycosylation; cell wall mannoprotein biosynthetic process; protein O-linked glycosylation. Bases 1 to 1182 code for a protein of 393 amino acids.